Molecule: messenger RNA, 2003 nt
Organism: Phragmites australis (common reed)
Lineage: Eukaryota; Viridiplantae; Streptophyta; Magnoliopsida; Poales; Poaceae
Exons: 9
Coding region: 252-1793 (513 amino acids)
Biological process (GO): regulation of transcription by RNA polymerase II
Cellular component (GO): nucleus
Molecular function (GO): protein dimerization activity; RNA polymerase II cis-regulatory region sequence-specific DNA binding; DNA-binding transcription factor activity, RNA polymerase II-specific
Source: RefSeq, a predicted model, not a curated record
GCGCGACACACACACACGCGCGCGAGCAAACACCCAAGCGAAGCAGUCAGUCACACGCACAAGAAACAAACAGCACCUCGUCUCCCUCUUCUCCAGGCGGCCAGAGGAGAAGAAAGCGGAGGAGCGGGAGCUGAAGCGGUUAUUCAUUCGUCCCCUCGUCUCCUCCUCCUCGACCUCGACCCCGUCGACUGGCGUCAAUCUAGCUUAAGGACGACAAGAAUUCCUGUAGAUCACACAAGUGAGUGAGCGAAAUGGGCGGUUUCGUCGAUCCCUUCGUCCCGGCGCCGGCGUGGCCUCAGGACGUCGUGUUCACCGGCUCUUCUUGGUCAAGCAGCGCUUCCUCUCUUGCAAAUUCUGCAGGCGCGUAUGGGGGAGCUACACCAGCUCAAGACAUAGAGUUCGACCUCCGAAACGGCUCCUCGCCGGCAUUCUUACAUGGCAGCGAUAAGGAGACCGUGUCACCUGUGGAGCUGCAUGAGGAGCUCUUGCGAGCACAGCUGCAGGACGACGUGACGCACGGCCUGAACUUUGAAGUGGACAGCGCAGUGGAGUGUGCUCUGAUGGCCGGCACACUGGGCUCGGUACUGAGCACACCUUGCGUCAUAUCGCUCGCGGACAGCGUCCCGGUCGUGCGCAGUUCCAAUGACAGCAGUGGGAGUGAGCAGUCUGGCCUGCCUCAGUUCCUCCUAGGAGAGCAAUCUAUGCCGAUACCAGCUGCAUGGACUUCAACGUUCGCGCAGAUUUCUUCGUUGGUCGGGGAAGAAACAUCGCAGAGCUUCGGUUUCGGUACGGUUAGCAACGAUGAUCUUCAGCAUGAGGCCUGCGCUGCAGAUGGGAAGAAGUAUCCGCAGCUAGGCAAUGUGCCCUCGGCACCACUUCAGCUACAUGAUGAUGUUGAGUUUGACACUGGAAAGAUGCUCUCUUUCACUCCUGGACAGCAAGUGAAUUCAAACUUUGACAGUCUGCAGAUCAGUCAAAAGGAACUCAGCGGCCUGCAUCACCUGAACCUCUCCUCCCUAGUCUCUGGGCAGCUUUCAUCGUUCAAUGCAACAGGAGCAGCAUAUAGUCCCAAACAGUCCAAUGAAGUCAGCAGUGGCAUGAAUGGAAUGACUGCACCGUUCAUAGCUCGAUCCGAAGUGCCAAAUGGCAAUGGGACUGCCGGGAAUGGAGCUCCCAAGCCUCGCGUUAGAGCUCGCCGAGGCCAGGCCACUGAUCCACACAGCAUUGCAGAGAGGCUCCGAAGGGAGAAGAUCUCUGACAGGAUGAAGAAUUUGCAGGAGCUCGUUCCAAACCCCAACAAGACUGACAAGGCAUCCAUGCUCGAUGAAAUAAUCGAUUACGUCAAAUUCCUGCAGUUACAAGUCAAGGUUCUUAGCAUGAGCAGGCUGGGCGCGACCGAAGCCAUCGUUCCGCUUCUGACAGAAUCUCAGACCGAGCAAAGCUCUGGGCUCCUCCUGUCCCCGAGAUCCGGCAAGCAGGCAGGAGGGGGUGUCCUCGGGCAGCCGGAGCUCCGGGAUGGCUCGGCCUUCGAGCAGGAGGUGGUGCAGCUGAUGGAGAACAACAUGACGACGGCGAUGCAGUACCUGCAGAGCAAGGGCCUGUGCCUCAUGCCGAUCGCGCUGGCGUCGGCCAUAUCGGACCAGAAGGGGACGUCCUCCGCCGCAGUCCGACUGGAGAAUGGCAGCGCUUCGGACGAUGGCGCCGGCGGAUGCGGCAGCAAGGGUGAUGUGAAGAAUGUGCUGGACGCGCUGAAGCCGUUCGGAAGUGCAAAGGAAAUGAAGUCCAGAGCUUAGGCAGCUGCUGUCUCUGAGGGUUUUAAAAAAAGAUUCAAGCAAUCCCGGUUUAGAUGCCUAACAAUUCAGUUUACUACUAUGUUUUACAACAUCCUUUUGAAACUUCGUUCUAUCAUGGAAUCUGGACCUAGCUUACAUGUGGAACACGAAAACUUGAUUAACAAUUUAGGUAUACGGACGUAUGGUUUAUUAGAAUCGUUUAUUUGUGUU